AUGAAUACUCCUAAAUACAUACAGAGAUCAGAGCACCUGACCGACGACGCUUUCACAGUCAGGUGUGACGUGGUCAUCAUCAACGAGAUCCGCAUCGAGGACGCACCCACCGUCCGCAACCCGUUUGUCACCGUGCCACAAUCCAACCUGAUCCAGCACCUUGGCGACUUACUCAGGAGCAAGAAGGGCGCCGACAUGGUGUUUGAGGUCGGCGGCGACACUUUCUCCGUGCAUCGGUGCGUUCUCGCCGCCCGGUCACCGGUCUUCAGUGCAGAGCUCUUCGGUGCAAUGAAGGAGGGUGGCAGCGGCAGCAUCGUGCGUGUUGCCGACAUGGAGGCGCGGGUGGUCAAGGCGCUGCUCUCUUUCGUGUACAUCGACUCCUUGCCGGAGACAGAGGAUGAAGAGGACCAAGGCACCAUGUUCCAGCAACUACUUGUCGCGGCUGACAGGUACGACCUUGGGUGGCUCAAGCUGAUCUGCGAGGAAAAGCUGUGCGCACAUAUCGAUGUGUUCACGGCGGCGACCAUUCUAGUGAUCGUGGAGCAGCACCACUGCCAUGGGCUGAAGAAAACUUGCAUUGAGUUCCUCAGCACCCCGGUGUCGAGAUCACAUGAAGGUCUUAAAUACCUAGAGAAGCAGGACAAGUCCAUGUCGGUGUACUUUGUUGCACUGGUUGUUGGAGUUGUGUUUCCCACCUUUGGUGUUUAUGUCGCAUUAAUUAGGACCGUGUAG
This is a messenger RNA of Aegilops tauschii subsp. strangulata, 732 nucleotides long. RefSeq names its product BTB/POZ and MATH domain-containing protein 1-like. The record is from RefSeq and is a predicted model, not a curated record. Gene Ontology annotation, molecular function: protein binding. NCBI's taxonomy places the organism in Eukaryota, Viridiplantae, Streptophyta, Magnoliopsida, Poales, Poaceae. Gene Ontology annotation, biological process: protein ubiquitination.